GGGGAUGAACUGCGCCGGGGGCCAAAGAUACAAGUACUGCGGUCCAGGCCUCACCAGCCCUCAGGAGUACAACCAGUGGCUCCCGUUUCGACACGAUGCCAGUCUGAUGCCCAUGAAGGAGGAUCUGGCUCUGUGGUUGAACACUAUACUGGAGGUGGACCUGACAGCGGACAGCCUGAUGGACGGUCUGGACAAUGGCGUUAUCCUCUGUCAGCUCGCACAAAUGCUGCAGGACAAGAUGAUGCAGGCGAAUAACAGCAAGGUAACGAACACGAGCACGGUCAGGGAGAAGUUUGGGAAUAAUGCACGACACUUCAUCAGGAGGGUCAUCCACUGGAGACCAAACGCAACUUCAGGAUCAUUUUUUGCCAGAGACAACACGGCCAACUUCCUGUACUGGUGUCGCAAAAUCGGUGUGGACGAAGCUUAUCUGUUUGAGUCUGAAGAUCUGGUCCUGCAGAAACAGCCUCGGGAAGUGUGUCUAUGUCUGAUAGAGCUGGGGCGGAUCGCAGCCAGGUACGGUGUGGAGCCUCCAGGUUUGGUGAAGCUGGAGCGAGAAAUUGAGCGAGAAGAAGCCGGUCUGUCGCCUCCCUCCACGAACCCACGGAGCGCCAACAAAUCUACAAAAAGACGGAGCGCAAACACCAACACGCUCUUGGAUAAUAUUGUUGAAAACAUCGUGAAGAACGCUCCCUGCACUUGUGCCACAAAGUUUCCCGUUGAAAAGCAGCCGAAAGGUUGUUAUCGAAUCGGAGAGAAAGUUCUGUACAUCCGUAUGCUGAACGAGCGUCACGUGAUGGUGCGAGUCGGAGGAGGCUGGGAGGCCUUUUUGAGCUACCUGCAGAAACACGACCCGUGCAGAGGAGCACUGAGCAGGCCAGAGGUCAGAGUGUGUCGGGACAGGGUCAAAACCGCGCCCCUACAGAUGUCCCCGGACAGCUACAUGGUGGUGGGAGCCCAUUAUCGAAAUAAGAAGUAG
This is a messenger RNA of Periophthalmus magnuspinnatus, 979 nucleotides long. RefSeq names its product growth arrest-specific 2b (gene gas2b). The record is from RefSeq and is a predicted model, not a curated record. Gene Ontology annotation, biological process: actin crosslink formation. Gene Ontology annotation, cellular component: actin filament. The transcript is spliced from 8 exons. Gene Ontology annotation, molecular function: microtubule binding; cytoskeletal adaptor activity; actin filament binding. The coding region runs from base 5 to 979 and encodes 324 amino acids. NCBI's taxonomy places the organism in Eukaryota, Metazoa, Chordata, Actinopteri, Gobiiformes, Gobiidae.